Messenger RNA from Aureococcus anophagefferens, 443 nucleotides. RefSeq lists its product as hypothetical. Lineage: Eukaryota; Pelagophyceae; Pelagomonadales; Pelagomonadaceae. The transcript has a single exon. The record is from RefSeq and is a predicted model, not a curated record. The annotation marks the transcript as partial.
AUGAUUCCCGACGACGACGAGGCCCUGGCGUCGCGGCGGCUCAAGGAGACGGGCAUGCGGCAGCGCCUGCGGCGCUGCCUGCGGCGCUGCCCGAAGGGCGACGUCCUCUGGACCGAGGCCACGCGCCGCUGCCGCUGGCCCAUCCUCGUGCUCUGCCUCGGGUCGCUGGGCCUCGCGCCCCUCGCGCCGGCGCUGCUGGACCGCACCUCGAACGCGAUCCAGCUCGUCGCCGGAUCGCCGAGCGAGGAGGCGUUCGGCAAGCUCAAGGCCACGUUCCCCGGGUCCGUGUCCGUGGGGUCCAUGAUCGUCUUGGUCGAGGCGAAGCGCGGCGCGACGCUCGCGGCGCACCGCGACACCUGGUGCGCCUUCGAGGACCGACUGUCCGCGGCGAUCGUGAAAGACUACGGCGGCGACGACUUUUUGAAGGGCGACCCGGAGGCCUG